CUGUCUCUCAAUUGUCCCUCCAUAUCUUCAUGCAUCGCAGUAUUAGACAUCCAGCGAGCCUUUCCCCGUCCUUCCCCAGACUCUUUUUACCCUGACCAUGGGCACCGGUCUCCGCCAAACUGACCUCCGGUCCAAGGCAGUCUCCCCAGAUCGAUGGAUAGAUCCCGGCUUGCUUUUUCGAAGGGACUCUGAAUCAUCUGUUUCGUCUUCCUAUCACUCGACUCCGACAAACGGCAGCUCUCAAAUUAGAGCAACCAUCCUCGAAUCCAUGAACCUGCCUCUUACACCAUAUCCCGACAGCAACACCGCUUCUUCUUUACUCUCCCCGCUUCCUGAAGUUCCAGACACGCCCAGUUCGACUUUAGGGCAGUUUGGCGAUAUUCCCAAAAACCGCAACCCCUCAGCUGCAGAAUUGGUCCAAAAGGUCCACAAGUCAUGGAGAAGCCAGUCCCGCGAAGGCCACGGUCGGACCCAAGAAAGCCAUAGCCGAACUCGGUCUGGCCGCCACCAUUCCCAGUCCCGGUCCAGGAGCGAACAACGCAAUGGCCGCGACAUACAGGAGAGUCGCGAGGCUUUGGAAAGUCGCCAGCGUAGCUUGAGUAGAAGCACUGCAAAAGCGUCUAUCGACGAUCGCGAUACCAGCCUAAGCCGGGGUAGCAACCACGCCUCGACAAAGGAUCGACAGAGAGAAAGGGAGAUGGAGAGGGAAAGGGAGAGAGACACAGACAGGUCGCAAACAUCAUCUCACCGCAGAGCAGCUAGCUCGAAGGAACUUCGACUCUUGGCCCAUGAAAGAAGUUACGACAAUGACCGCGAAAUUGCGGCCACCAAGGUCAGCAUGUAUCUGCAAUCUCUGGCAGCCCAGACACCACAGCCUAUGCCAUCACCUCCCCAGUCUAAUGCGUCACAAACCCCACAACCCCAAUCAUCACACACUCCGAAGCUUCAGUCAUCUCAAACACCAAAGCCUGCGGCUCCACCGGUACAACAGAUACCCGCCCGUGCAGCAGCAGAUACCCCAAUACCCUCCAUGUCAGCGAUGUCAUUCACAUCCGAAGCCGAUAAAGAGCUUCUGCAGGAGAACCGGGGGUUGUAUCAGAGAGUAGCUGCUCUUCAACGCACCGAAAGGGAUCUUUUGGCCGAAAACCAAGAGCUGGUACGUCAACUGGCAAUGUUUAAGAAACAUCACGAGACACGUCACCAGCAGUGGAAGGAUGAGUAUCAAAAGAUCAAGGAGCGAGAAAAGAUUCUUCAGGUUGAAGCUCAGCAGCUCAAAGCGAGAAUCAUGCGGCAGGAGGAGCAAAUACUCGAUCUUGCAGUCGCCAACGCCCAGUUUGAGAAUCCUGCACCCAGCCUAUCUGAUAAGCAGAUCACCUCGUGGUUUGCCGAGCGCGAUGCGUCCUGGUUCUUAUGGGCGCAACACUUUGCCUCUCAGGAUCCCAAUCGACUCUCGAGUGGGCUCCAUCCACUCCAGCUUCAUGAGGUGUGCCACGGGAUCAAAAGCUUUGUCAAGCUCACCGAUGAUUCCAAACUUCCAGCUGAGCUGCUAGUCAAAGGCACUGACAUGAUACAAGCCGUGCUGCACGGAAUGCUGGUUAACUUCAUUUGCACUGAGACACUCUCCUCUCCCUUCUGGAUCUUCAACGCCAUAUCUGCUGGAUCUCCCGAAAGUCCCUUUGUGGCUCCGGCUACGGCAAUCUCUCCUGGGGGUUUCCGUCUCGAUCUCGCCAUGCAGAACGCCAUUCCUCCUCGUACCUACGCCCCUGCUCCUACACUAGCACCAAACAGAGAUCCCCGCUUCCCGCCGCCAUUGAUAACGACGAACCUGCAACCUGGUGGUUUGUUGAGCGCUUCAAGUUUGGCUUAUCCGAUGAAGGACGAGAUGGAGAACAUGUUUCAUAUGCUCACAAAGGCCCAGACAGGAGAAUCCGGAAUUACUUCUGUCCAGCUCAGAGAAGCCCAGUUGGUACAGUUGUUCGCAGAUUCUGGCAUGAGCAUAAAGAACCCCCAGGAUGCGGGAGGUGUCGAGGCCAAGCGUAUGCUUGUUGAAUCUAGGCUCAACUAUGCGCGAAGGCUCAAAGAGCGAUUCCUCAGCGGUCCCGCGCGGUUCUUGCUCCACGAUCAAGAUCCCGCCGGGAUAGCAAAUCUCGAACGCACCUUGACCGAGUACAUCGACGACGCUCUCAUCUUCUCAUGCCAACUGUGGUCCCGCCCUGGCCCCAUCCGAUUCCAUGGCUUCACGGCACUCGGGGGAAAACUGUUCAAGCCGUCAGACAGGUUGAUGUCCCUCUGCCACGCACAAAGUCCCCAAGCACCCAACGCUAUUCCCGCCCAUCUUGGCCAGGUCGGAUCCGAGACGCCGGGUCCUCCAGGCUACUACGACGGGCGCCCGGUAGUCAUGGUCGUGCAACCAGCCAUCGAAACUAUCGAAGUCGGCGGAGGCCGCGAAGACGAUCCCAACAAGCCUCGCAAGAUCGCCAAGGUUUGGCUCAAAGCUCGCGUGCUCGUGGCGACAUCAUCCCAGGAACAACAAGUUUCCAAGACGCAAAUUAUCACCAAUGUGACUGUCACACCGCCAUCCGAACCUCAGGCAAAGACGCCACCAGAAAUGGCGGAGAGGACGUUGUUAAUCGGACCUGUGCCUAGGUCGGCAGUGAGAUCGUCGCCCAAGAGAGUGCCGGAUGGACAACAAGGGCAAUUUCCAACUCAGGUGGCGUCGUACUAUACUGCCAGCUUGGGGCAUCCGAUGGAUUCGCAUUCGGCUCCAUUGGAAAAGGUGGGCAUAGCUCCGCAGCAGGAAACAGGGCUCAUGACGUCGUGAUUGUGCUGCACCCGGAUAUCGUGUGAUUCUACUUCAGUUUUGCAUGGUUUUUUUUCCCCCCCUUUCAACCUCGACCGCUGUCUACAUUGUCUACCUCUAGUAACGGAAAACGAGGCGUAUAAAAUGGCCAAAGCGCAUGGACUCAUUACCUACACUGUCCAAGGAGUUUUCUUGUCUCUUAUCAUUCUUCUAUUUGCGUGGCGUUCUUUUUCUCAGGCAUAUUUUUCUUCUUUCCAUAUAACCGAUUGGCGGAUGGGCCGGUGAUGUUGGACAAAAUGUUUAAGAAAGAGUAGUAGCGUCACAUCAGAUUACGCG
Molecule: messenger RNA, 3136 nt
Organism: Neurospora hispaniola
Lineage: Eukaryota; Fungi; Ascomycota; Sordariomycetes; Sordariales; Sordariaceae
Exons: 2
Coding region: 98-2821 (907 amino acids)
Source: RefSeq, a predicted model, not a curated record